GCGGAGCGGCGGAGCCCGCCGCCCGCCGGGUGCAUGGACAGGAGCUCCCUGCUCCAGCUCAUCCAGGAGCAGCUGGACCCCGAGAACACGGGCUUCAUCGGCGCCGAGACCUUCACCAGCCUCGUGCACAGCCAUGAGCUGCCGCUGGACCCCGCCAAGCUGGACAUGCUGGUGGCCCUGGCGCAGGGCAACGGCGAGGGCCAGGUCUGCUAUCAGGAGCUGGUAGAUCUGAUCAGCAGCAAGCGCUCGAGCAGCUUCAAGCGCGCCAUCGCCAACGGGCAGCGGGCCCUGCCCCGCGACGUGCUGCUCGACGAGACCGGCCUCGGCAUCUACAAGCGCUUCGUCCGCUACGUGGCCUACGAGAUCCUGCCCUGCGAGAUGGACCGCCGCUGGUACUUCUACCAGCACCGCACCUGCCCCCCGCCCGUCUUCAUGGCCGCCGUCACGCUCACCCAGAUCAUCGUGUUCCUGUGCUACGGGGCCCGGCUGAACAAGUGGGUGCUGCAGACCUACCACCCCGAGUACAUGAAGAGCCCCCUGGUCUACCACCCCGGGCACCGGGCCCGCGCCUGGCGCUUCCUCACCUACAUGUUCAUGCACGUGGGGCUGGAGCAGCUGGGCUUCAACGCGCUGCUGCAGCUCAUGAUCGGGGUGCCCCUGGAGAUGGUGCACGGCAUCCUGCGCAUCAGCUUCCUCUACCUGGCCGGCGUGCUGGCAGGCUCCCUGACCGUCUCCAUCACGGACAUGCGGGCGCCGCUGGUCGGCGGUUCCGGCGGUGUCUACGCGCUCUGCUCUGCCCACCUCGCCAACGUGGUCAUGAACUGGGCAGGGAUGCGCUGCCCCUACAAGCUGCUCCGCAUGGUGCUGGCGCUCGUGUGCAUGAGCUCGGAGGUGGGCCGGGCCGUGUGGCUGCGCUUCUCGCCGCCGCUGCCGGCCGCGGGCCCCCAGCCCAGCUUCAUGGCCCACCUGGCAGGGGCCAUCGUGGGCAUCAGCAUGGGGCUCACCAUCCUGCGCAGCUACGAGGAGAGCCUGCGCGACCAGUGCGGCUGGUGGGUCGUGCUGCUCUCCUACGGCACCUUCCUCCUCUUCGCCGUCUUCUGGAACAUCUUCGCCUACGACCUGCUGGGGGCACAGAUCCCCCCCCCGCCCUAGCGCCCCCCCCCCCCCGGGGCUUCCUCCCCCUUUCCUUUUUCUAUCGGUGUCCGAACGGAGCUGGGGGCUGUCGCCCACCCCAGGUCUCCCCUCAUGGGUGCAGUGGGGCCGGGGCUGUCGCCCACCCCAGGUCUCCCCUCAUGGGUGCAGUGGGGCCGGGGCUGUCGCCCACCCCAGGUCUCCCCUCAUGGGUGCAGUGGG
Molecule: messenger RNA, 1353 nt
Organism: Dromaius novaehollandiae (emu)
Lineage: Eukaryota; Metazoa; Chordata; Aves; Casuariiformes; Dromaiidae
Gene: RHBDL1
Product: rhomboid like 1
Exons: 8
Coding region: 34-1152 (372 amino acids)
Cellular component (GO): membrane
Molecular function (GO): serine-type endopeptidase activity
Source: RefSeq, a predicted model, not a curated record